This is a messenger RNA of Trypanosoma brucei brucei TREU927, 912 nucleotides long. RefSeq names its product protein phosphatase 2A catalytic subunit. The record is from RefSeq and is a predicted model, not a curated record. Gene Ontology annotation, biological process: peptidyl-serine dephosphorylation; double-strand break repair via homologous recombination. Bases 1 to 912 code for a protein of 303 amino acids. Gene Ontology annotation, molecular function: protein serine/threonine phosphatase activity. The transcript has a single exon. NCBI's taxonomy places the organism in Eukaryota, Euglenozoa, Kinetoplastea, Trypanosomatida, Trypanosomatidae. Gene Ontology annotation, cellular component: nucleus; cytoplasm.
AUGGACACGAUAGACCAGUUCCUGGAAACUGUCGGGAAGGGGGUAUGCCCCCGGGAAUCUGAGGUUAUGAAGUUGUGUAAUAAGGCGCGCAGUAUUCUUGAUGGGGAAUCAAACACGCAUGUUAUUCGCGCACCGUGUACGAUCGUGGGUGACAUUCAUGCUCAAUUCUUUGAUCUUAUUGAGAUGUUUCGUGUGGGAGGUGAUGUUCCUGACGUCAAUUAUGUAUUUAUGGGCGACUACGUCGAUCGCGGCCACCAUGGUGUGGAGACAUUUCUCUUACUGCUUGCCCUUAAGGUGAAGUAUACCAGUCGCGUAGCACUCCUUCGCGGCAAUCACGAGUCCCGCCAAAUCACCCAAGUCUACGGUUUCUACGACGAGUGCCUUCGUAAGUACGGAAGUGUAAACGUGUGGCGCUACUGCACAGAUGUAUUUGAUCUCCUUCCUCUCGUGUGUGUUGUCGAGGAAAAGAUACUGUGUGUGCACGCUGGGCUUUCGCCAAUGAUUUCCACUGUAAGUCAAAUGGAGGCUAUCGAGCGCCGGUGUGAGGUACCGCAUGAAGGGGCCAUGUGUGAUCUCUUAUGGUCAGAUCCUGAGGAAAUUGAAGGGUGGGGCCUAAGCCCGCGCGGCGCUGGAUACCUCUACGGCGAGGAUGUCGUACGUACUUUCCUUGAAUCGAAUAAACUGGACCUUCUGUGCCGUUCGCACCAGCUUGUGAUGGAAGGUUACAAGGUAAUGUUCAACGAUGCGCUUGUGACUGUCUGGUCGGCGCCGAACUAUUGCUAUCGCUGCAUGAAUGUCGCCUCGAUUCUAGAGUUAGACGAACACCUCAACAAAAAUUUUAAACUUUUUGAGGCCGCUCCGGAUGAUGCACGGGAGUCGUCCAAGCCUACUGUGCCGGAUUAUUUCUUGUAA